Messenger RNA from Brachypodium distachyon (stiff brome), 2666 nucleotides. RefSeq names its product transcription factor TGAL4. Gene Ontology annotation, biological process: regulation of DNA-templated transcription; DNA-templated transcription. Gene Ontology annotation, molecular function: sequence-specific DNA binding; DNA-binding transcription factor activity. NCBI's taxonomy places the organism in Eukaryota, Viridiplantae, Streptophyta, Magnoliopsida, Poales, Poaceae. The record is from RefSeq and is a predicted model, not a curated record. The coding region runs from base 698 to 2359 and encodes 553 amino acids. The transcript is spliced from 12 exons.
GGAUUCCUGACUCCUGGACUUCUUGUGGUGGUUCCUUGACAAAUCAAAAGCUUCUUCAAGUCAAGACAAGACCCUUCUAUACAUACCCUUCUUUCCCUAUCUCUCUCUGUACAAAAACAAAAGCAGCCAAGAAAGGACAAGAGAUUUCCGUCCCCAAUCUGACAAUCUCUCUCUCUCUCUCUCUGAAUUAAGCAAGCCUCAGCUCAACACAACAGUAGGAUUAUCAAAGCCAAGCCUGAAGGCAUCAUACCACAGUUCUGUCAGAUUGUGCAUCAAGACAAGAAGCUGCAGGACUGAGAGGAGAGCAAGCAAGAGCAAGAGCAGAAACGGUCAAGCGUGCCUGCUGGUCAGUCUCUGGUUUCUCUUUUGCUGUGCUAGCUAGCUGUUGCUCUGCAGCUCGAUCCAUCGUACUGCUGUGGACUGGUUUUGUACAGCAAAGUGAAAAAGGAAAACCAGUAGUGGUAUGUAUGUAUGUGUUGUUUGUCUCCAUCUUCACAUGCCUAGCAGCUAUAGAUCGAUGGCCGGGUUGAUAUAUAGAGCUGCUUGUUGCCUGUCUGUCUCAUGUGUUCUUCUUGGCUUGUGCUAGAAGGCGAGCUCCUCCUCUCUCUCAAUCUCAAGUGCUGCAGCAGCAGCAGCAGCAGCAGGUUGCUAGCUUCGAUCUCAAUCUGAAAGAUUUGAUAGAGAGAAGGAUUGAUUGAUGGAGGAGGGUAGUAGCAGUUCAGGCCAUCAUCAUCCAAGGCACCACAGCAGCAAGGAUCCUCACCAGCAGCAUGUUCUUGCUGGCUAUGGCGCCGGCGUCGGCGGCUUCCAUGGCGCCGCCGCCAUGCCAACGACGACCUCCUCCAUGCCUUCCGCGAGCUUCUUCGCUGAGCAAGAAGAAGGAGCAGGCUACUUGGGAGAGCUGGAGGAGGCUCUCAUGCAUCACCACCACCAUCAUCAUCAAGCCGGCGGCAGCAGCAAGAACACUGCUAUUCAUCAUCUUCACCAGCAAACAGUAGCAGCAGCAGCAGCAGCUCAUCAUCAUGGCCAUGGAGUUCACAACAACAACACCACCAUGGCAGCCAUGGCCAUCCCCCUGCCCUUCCACGCUGGUACUACAGCUACAGGAGCAGCUGCAGCUAGGCCUCCUCCUACACUGGACAUCUUCCCCACCUGGACUAUCAGGCCUCUUGCUCCCCCACAUCACCACACCCCCAAGGAGGGUUCAAAUUUGACAGCAGACAGCACAGACUCAGAAAGCAGUAGCAAGAACAACAACAUCAAGCACUCACCUGAUCACCAGAAAGUGCAAGCAGUGAGCAUGGCGAUGGCCAGCCAGUUCCAUCAGAUUUCACAGCAACAGCAGAACCACCAGCAGCAACAGCACCACCACCAGCAGAAGAUGGCAACAAGCUCCACUCAUAGUGACAGGACUGGCAAGGCACUUGAUCCAAAUAAGAUAAUGAGAAGGCUAGCACAAAACCGAGAGGCUGCUCGAAAAAGCCGGCUGCGAAAGAAGGCUUACAUUCAGCAGCUUGAGAGCGGCAAAAUAAGGCUUGCUCAGCUGGAGCUUGAUCUCAACAGGGCCCGUUCCCAGGGUCUCUUGCUUGGAGGAGCUCCAGGUGGAAACUGCACUGCAGAUGCUGCUAUGUUCGAUGCUGAGUACAGCAGAUGGCUGGACGACGACAGCCGGCGCAUGAUUGAGCUCCGGGGAGGCCUGCACGCUCACUUGCCUGACAGUGACCUCAGGGCGAUCGUUGACGACGCCUUGACCCACUACAAUGAGCUGUUCCGCCUCAAGGACACCGCGGCCAGGACAGAUGUCUUCCACCUCAUCACAGGGAUGUGGGCGACCCCCGCAGAGCGCUGCUUCCUCUGGAUUGGCGGCUUCCGGCCUUCUGAUAUGCUCAAGACACUGGUACCUCAGCUUGAUCCUUUGACUGAACAGCAAGUGAGCGGCAUCUGCAGCCUUCGGCAGUCGUUACAACAGGCAGAAGAAGCUCUCACCCAGGGCCUGGAGCAACUCCAUCAGUCAUUAGCAGAUACGGUGGCAGGGAGCGGGUCUCUUACGGAUGACACCAACAUGGGGAGCUUCUUGGGUGACAUGGCCCUUGCACUUGGCAAGCUGUCAAACCUAGAAAAUUUUGUCAUACAGGCUGAUAACUUGAGGCUGCAGACGCUUCACCAGAUGCACAGGAUUCUGACAGUUAGGCAGGCAGCUCGAUGCUUCUUGGCCAUUGGCGAAUAUCAUAAUCGCCUCCGUGCCCUAAGCUCCCUCUGGGCUUCUCGUCCUCGAGAGAUAAUGAUGGCAGAUGAAGGCAAUUGUGGAGAGCUAAGCAUUGCAGCACAUCCAUCUGAAAGCCAAUAUGCAGCCUUCUGAUUCAGAUGUAUUUUGGAACUAACAUUCAAAGUAGAAGCGGAAGAAAAACAACUGGGGAGAAUUAUUUUUUGGAUGUAAUGUAGCAGGCGAACCUCCGUAGAACUUUCAUCACAACUUUCUUGAGAGGUCAAAUGGUUUAAUGUUUCAUGGAGAUAGGAAAGAUGUAGGGCAGCUAGAGUUCGUUGUUGAAAUAGUACUUAACUGUGUGUUCUUUAGAUUAUUUCUCCAGAGCUUGCAUUUCAGAGAACACUUUCUACUAUGUACCCCAGCCAAAAUAUCUUGGAUUGAAUAGAUGAGCUAUCUAAUA